Messenger RNA from Elaeis guineensis (African oil palm), 3230 nucleotides. The record is from RefSeq and is a predicted model, not a curated record. NCBI's taxonomy places the organism in Eukaryota, Viridiplantae, Streptophyta, Magnoliopsida, Arecales, Arecaceae.
GGAUUUGGCGUGGUCCAUUGGACCUCCUCCAAGCAAUAAUCAGACCUCAAGAACGGCCAAACCCCACCCUCAAGAAAGGCCGCUUGGAAUAUGGAUAUCUUUCGAUCUCAUCAGUCUCCCGCUUUCGUCCUCUCUCUCCCUCUCCCCCUCUCUUUCUCGCCAUGGAGGCCCUCGCUCCAGCUAGCUCGCUUGCGAUCUCCCACCCGUCACCUCGUCCUUCACGCGGCUCACCGGCGAGGCUCUGCGCCGCUCGGGGCCUCACCGCCUUCCGCCGCGGGCGGCCGCCGCUUCGUCUCCGGGCGGCAACGGCUUCGGAUUCGAUCGGCCAUCUUGAUCCGCAGCGGGACUCGGAUCCCGUGGAGGUGAUUGGAAUUGGGAGCAGGAAGGACGCUGUCAUUGAUUUCUGUCUGAGUUCUCCCUCUGUCUCCUCCUCUCGCCUCCGAUUCUGGACAAUUCAUAUGAGAGAUAAUCUCAAGAUGCAAUUACUUCAAAGAUGUCAUGGAACAGAUGUGAUUCUCAGAAAUGUGGAAUUUCCGCUAUCACUGCAUCCAUGUCCUUCAGCUGUCAUUCUUGUAGCCACUGCAGGACAUGGUUUGGAUCAUAUUACAGCGAUCGAACUUCUAAAUGCUGUUAAGUUAGCAGGUGGAUUAACUGUAGCUAUUAUUUUGAAGCCCUUCAGUUUUGAGGGACAAAGACGGCAAGAAGAGGUAUUUGAAUUGAUAAACAAACUUCAAGAGUGCUCGUACUUUCAAAUUGUAGUGGAAGUGGAUUCUUUACUUGAAAAAGAAAUCCAAACUCUUGCCGAAGCUUUAGAAAGUGCAAAUAAUGCUGUCUUCUUGGCUAUAAGUGCAAUUUCUAAUCUGAUGUCUGUAAGUUUACUUCCUUACAAUUCUAAAGCUUCUGUUUUGUCCAGCCUCAUAGUAACCGUGAGUUUUCAGGAGACACAUCUGAAGUUACAAAAUUCACCAGAUGGAGAAAUCAAGGAAUUUGAACCCCUGGAACUUGUAAAACUUCUAAAAAGCUAUGGAGAAGCUAAAGUUGGUUUCGGAGUGGGUUACAACAUUAAAUCAGCAAUUACGCAGGCUGUCUUCCAUUGUCCUUUUCUUGGUUGUGGUAUAAAGGACCUGAAUGGCCUGGUUAUCUUCGUCCUUGCAAGUGCUUCUGCGCUGGAUGAAAGUGAUUUGCUUUCCAUUAUUGUUAGCUUUCGUCGAAUAACAGAAUGCACAAGAGAAAUCAUAUUUUCAAGAAUUCACGAACCUAGUAUGGAGCCAAAUCUAUUUGUCAUAACACUUCUAAUUGUGGGCUGCAAUCAGAAAAUUGUCUCUCAGAAGAGGAGUUUUUUGUCAAGCCUGGCUCUGCACAUUCCCUUUCUCUCACCUCUUCUGGGAAGAGAUAUUUCAGAACUGGAUGAAAACCUGUCAGUUCAUUCUCCUAACCCUGCAGCAGAUGUCUGCAUCUCGCCAGAUAUGGCAAGCAUGUCAAACUUGGAUUUAUCCAAUGGUGCUCUUGAUACAUUUUCUGAGGAAAUAGAAACUGAACCAUCCAGCAAAGAUUCAAGUAGUGAAAGUAAAAGAGAUGGAGUUGAAUCAUCAGAGUCCAGCAAUGAAUCAAUCUAUGAAAAUGGUAACCAAAUAAAUGAAGAUAUUCGAAGGAAGCAACCUAAUAGCUGGAAUAUAGGUCCAGCAUUCUCCAUGGCACAGCUAUGGGCUAGACAGAGGGCUGUCUUAAAUGGAACUAACAGGAUUGGUGAACUGGAUACUUUCACUCUUCCUGUUGGUGUAAAGUCAUUUGAGCAGUGUUCUGCUUGUUCCUCUGACUCUGCACUACUAGAAACUUUGGAUGACCAUGGCACAGGUGGAGAGUUCUUGGGUACUCAAAAUGCCCAACCUUGGGACACUUUUACUGAUUUAGGUUUGGAGGCAGUAUUUGAUGUUUAUAAUUCUAUAUUGACACUACUAAAGGGGAGAAACAGGGAUGAGUCCAGAAAGCGAGGAUUGCUUUCUGCACGUGCUGCAUCAAUGCUGGAGGCAGAAAGGGAAUCACAAAAAAGUUUCGCUCCUGUUAUGGAAAUUCAGUACAGGGGAGGAAUUUAUAGAGGGCGAUGCCAAGGAGGUCUUCCUGAAGGAAAGGGUCGUAUAACCUUCACAGAUGGAAGCUUCUAUGAUGGCAUAUGGCGGUAUGGCAAAAGAUGUGGUCUGGGUACCUUAUGCUACAAUAAUGGAGAUAUGUUCCAAGGAGCAUGGAGGGAUGAUCUUAUGCAUGGGAAAGGUUGGUUCUAUUUUCAUACUGGAGACCGUUGGUUUGCGAACUUUUGGAAGGGCAAGGCAAAUGGAGAGGGGAGAUUUUAUUCAAGGAAUGGUAGCAUCUUUUUUGGCCAUUUUAAAAAUGGCUGGCGUCAUGGGCAAUCCCUAUAUAUAGAUAUUGAUGGAUCAAGGUGGACUGAGAUAUGGGAUGAAGGUGUGCUUGUUAGCAGGACUCUGCUAGACAAGGAAGCUUCUGGGAAAUAGAGCAUUUCAAACAAGGUGUGCUUGCAAUUAGAGCUCCUGGAUGAAGGUGUGCUUGCAGGAAAAUUUUAAACAGGAAUGCUAUUUAUCUUGAGCAUUUCAAUCUUCUCAGAUCCUCUUCUACUGCAAUUCUUCUCAUCUUUAAAUCACCAUGUGUGAUUUGAUGGGCAAUCUAUAUGGGAUGAAGUGUGCUUGCUAGCAGGACUCGGCUGGACAUGUGGGCUUCUGGGUAAUUGGUUGUCCAGCGUUUCUGAAGAGAUCUAUUUAACUUUCAUUGGCAGACCAUUUGUGGUGUCUGUUGGUUCUUUUGUAUAGGGUUUGAUUCGUCUGCAGAAUACUUUUUACAGCAAUUUUGGAUUCACCAGUCUCGAGACAAAGUUUGCUGUGGUUCAACAUACUAUGCAGGACUGGGGCAAACAAGAUUUGACGUGGAGUUGGGAGCCCUGGCAUCACUCGUUAGAGCAACUAUUGUCUAUUAACAAGAAUAAUACUCCAUUUGCCAUUAAAUAAAUAUUUGUAUACAGCCUGCAAAAGAAAGAUAGUAUCAAAAACAGGAGCCAGAAAUUCUUCUUUUCUUAUCCACACAGUAACCUAAUACGGCUGUCUAUUAAUGUUUGACUACAAUUAUUCAGUGCAUGUGAGGAUCUAUCAGAUCUUGAUAUGAAAAUUAUUUGUAAUGUAGAAUUGAGAAAUGCAAUGAGAUCCGUGCUGUCUAAAGUCUAGUAC